Westerdykella ornata is the source of this 780-nucleotide messenger RNA. RefSeq lists its product as uncharacterized. The transcript has 2 exons. Bases 51 to 374 code for a protein of 107 amino acids. The record is from RefSeq and is a predicted model, not a curated record. NCBI's taxonomy places the organism in Eukaryota, Fungi, Ascomycota, Dothideomycetes, Pleosporales, Sporormiaceae.
AGUGCUGCUUUCAUUACUACACUCUGAGAAGACCUCGCUUUAUAAACACAAUGAAUCCCGACGACAAGUACGAACAGGAGAAUGACUUUGCCGAGGGCCCCACCGGAAUGAAGAGUGACAAUGACUAUGUCAGCCGCCAGGGAGAAUCUUACAUUCCGGUUCAGAAGGACGAAGCUCCUGUUGAAGAUCCCCUUGAUGCCUCCAUUGCCGAUUCGGACCAGCAGCUAGAGCGUGAUGAGAAGGAGGCUAUCAACACGAAGAAUAUCAUGAAGGGUCGCACCAGAGGGGCCACCAAGCAGAAGGGCGUCUAUGCUGAGCCUGGUGACGAGGAGGGACUUCCCGGUCCAGACGAGGGAAGAUCUUCUACUCGCUAGGUGUAAGCCGAUCAUGGGAUGGGAGAAGACAAUCGUUUUCUCCGAAAUGUGGGGUUUAUGGCAGGAGUGUAUUAUUAUUUUCCGAAGGUUGUGAUUCUCUGCAAAUCGUCGGCGAUAUCUGGGAACGGGGAUGAAGUGUGCUUUAUGUUAAUGAUGGCACAAGCUCUUACUUGAAUGUCCCAUACGCGCAUGAGAUAUAUAAUGGCGCAUAUAAGGUUCUUGCACGUCAGUGUUUCUAUGCAGUGUCUGGAGGACAACUAAGGAAUCGAGAAGGCGGCAAACGGAUCCGUUUGCAUUCACUCGCGAAGUCCGAUGGUGUUGCUGGCGCAGUGGAUCGUUGCUGUUUACGCUGCUUCAUCUCGAAACUACUGAUUGAUUUCGCUUUUUCCGCUCGCAAUCCAGGCGU